CACAUGGGUUCACCUACCAUAUUAUUCAACCCAACAGCAAAUAUGAGUAAAGUACCAGCUUGGAAACGUCUUGGGCUCAAAGUAAAAUCAGAGGUCACGGAUGAUACAUUUUCUGCAACCACGCAUUUCGACGGCAGCGCAAUCACCAACAAAGUAGCCAAAAAACUCAACAAAAAGAGACAACUGGAGGAAGAUAAAAACGACAAGACAAAAAAACCACCAAAACGAGUAAAAAAGCCAAAGACAGAACGCGGGCCUCCUCCAGAAAAAGACCAGCUUCUGUAUUUGAGGCAAUUUGUCCUGGACAAAGAAAAUUGGAAGUUCAGCAAGCAGAAACAGAACUGGCUACUAAAAAACAUCGAAAGUGUACCUGAUUCCUAUGAAAAUGAUCUAAUUGCAUACUUUGAAGAGAUCCAGGGCGGAGCGAGAACCCGUGUUGAGACUGACUUACGUGCUGUGAUCGACAAAUGGAACGACUACAGCAAAAGGCUCGAAGAAAAGAUUAACGCCGAAUUGUAUGGUGGGAAGGCUGAGAAUGCUGAAUCUAAAUCAGAAGAAGGUGCAAAAGAAAAUGUUUCGAAGACCGAAACCGAAGCUGCACCUUCCAAAGAAUACGCUUUACGUUGCAAGAAAUUACUUAGUGCAAUGCUUGAUGAGCCUGUGCAUGUGGAAGGGGAAGAUCAAGAUCUGGCCGCACCUGAUACGCCAGAGCCCUCCAAUACUGAAUCCAAGGAGCCUUCUUUAGCAAGUGAUAGCAAGAUUGAGCCUGAAGCCGAAGACAACUUGAUAAUAGAAGACGUGGAAUCUUUGGGUGCUGGGCAAGAACCUUCAGCAGACAACCAUCAGGAUGUGAUGGAAGCCGAUAAGCAAGGCUCUAAAACAGAGACGAAGCAAAACAAAAAAGAUAAGAAGUCGAAGAAAGAGAAAAAGACCAAGAAGUAACAGGCCGAG
This is a messenger RNA of Metschnikowia bicuspidata var. bicuspidata NRRL YB-4993, 951 nucleotides long. RefSeq lists its product as uncharacterized. The transcript is spliced from 2 exons. Bases 4 to 942 code for a protein of 312 amino acids. The record is from RefSeq and is a predicted model, not a curated record. Lineage: Eukaryota; Fungi; Ascomycota; Pichiomycetes; Serinales; Metschnikowiaceae.